This is a messenger RNA of Aaosphaeria arxii CBS 175.79, 526 nucleotides long. RefSeq lists its product as uncharacterized. The record is from RefSeq and is a predicted model, not a curated record. NCBI's taxonomy places the organism in Eukaryota, Fungi, Ascomycota, Dothideomycetes, Pleosporales. The transcript has a single exon. The coding region runs from base 184 to 453 and encodes 89 amino acids.
UGGUUGCACUUGCUGACGGCAGCAAGCAGCGAGCAGCAGUCAGUCAGUUUCAGCGGGAACUUUCUUUGGCCAAGUCCUAUGACUGUCAUAGUACCGAGUAGUUCUAAGUAUCGGCAUAGCAAGAUCCACUCAACCCAUUGUGUUUGACGUCCAAAAGCCCGAUACCAGGUCUUCGUUUUCUCGAUGCUAGGUCUCGAGAUGAUGUAUACAGAGUACCAUUGUCACCACUUUUACAUCACUUCUCAGGAUCUUUCACCAUGUCAUCUCGCCUCAUCCCAUAUAUGUCAAGUCUUUACCCCCAGCCGCCCCAUCCCGCACUCUCCCCCAAGCACCUCGAUGGAGAAAUCGCGGAAUAACACUCGCGCACGACCCAUGGUUCGGAUAGCAGACGUUGUGGGCUGCGGCUGGCACCCAGUGCGGAUUAUCCCCCCAGGACGUCGAGUAGCGGGAUGAAUCGUGAGGGGGUAGAUGUCUACCUACCUUUCCACCUAUGUAGUUACUCGUACCUUAGCAUCCUUUGCCCUGU